UAUUGAAUCUGCUUUGACUAAGAAGGGAAACGUGACAGGCAAGGGACUGUGGUUUCACAGCACACCAAGCAAUUUCCUGCACCGUAUUCUACAUAAUCACGACCUCCGUAAAGAAUGAAGUCGUUUGGAAAGGUAAAGUGGUCGAGUCGUGUUUCGGCACCUACACCUACCUCUUUCACAUGUUUUCCUCUCGAGCUACGUAAUAUAUCCAAGGUCGGGAAACCCGACUGGUCAUCUUAAAUGAGAACGAGGAUGAAUCAGAGAGAAACGGCGCAAGUUUGACGACACAAAUACCGCGUAAUGAAAUACGUGUAAAAAAAGAGCAUCUCUAAAAUCCUUGAUGUCAUAAGAAGUGGCGGUUCCCAGUCUUCAUGUGGAGGGAAAUACCCUGAGGUUGCUAGAAGUGGGGGUAAGAAAGCCGUUUAAUGACCUUCAGUACUGAACCUUUAUUAGCGAAGUAAAGACAGAAAGUGCAAGCAUUUGUAGGACAGCAGCGCUUGUUUGCUGGACGGCACUAACCGUAGCAGCAACCAGCAACUUCACCAAUUAUUAACACUUCAGGACAGUGUUUCAGUUGAACUGUUAAUUCAAAAUGCCAGCUUCUGCAGAUAUCAUCACUGUGUCUCAACCUUUGGAGAACCUGAACGGAAAACACGGCCUGUCUGGGUCGUACGAAGAUGUGAAAGUUGCAGACGAUACUGCGGUUCCUUCUUUUUCGCCAUCUCCUGGAUACGUCACUGAGAAGUCAACAAGAAACGUACCCUGGUUUGCGAGUCUUCCAGACAAAAAGCAACACUCUAAGUUCCUGAAGGAAGCCGUCGACCUGAUGUUGGAGGAAGCCGUGUUUCAGGCCACCAACAGAAGCAAUCGCGUUGUGGAGUGGAGAGCCCCCGAGGAACUCCAGAAACUGAUAGACCUAGACUUGGCAGCUGAACCAGUCAGUCACGACAAGCUGCUGCAGCUUCUAAAGGACGUCAUUCAGUAUAGUGUGAAGACUGGGCACCCCUUCUUUGUUAACCAACUGUUCUCCAGUAUUGAUCCAUAUGGUCUGGUGGGACAAUGGCUGGGAGAUGCCUUAAAUCCCAGUGUCUACACAUAUGAGGUGUCCCCCGUAUUCACACUUAUGGAGGAGACUGUGCUCUGUGAGAUGCGUCAUAUCAUUGGUUUUCCUCAUGGCCAUGGAGAUGGCAUCUUUUGCCCCGGUGGAUCCAUUGCAAAUGGCUACGCCAUCAGCUGUGCCCGUUACUAUCACAUGCCAGAUGUUAAGAACAAAGGACUACAUGGCAUGCCUCGACUUGUUCUCUUCACCUCAGAAGAUGCUCAUUAUUCUAUCAAGAAAAUGGCAUCUCUUCUCGGUCUUGGUUCUGACAAUGUUUACCUGGUUCACUGCAACUCAAAAGGAAAAAUGGAUGUUCAACAUCUUGAGCAACAAAUUCAGACUGCUUUGGAGGAGGGAGCUGUCCCAUUCAUGGUGUCUGCGACUGCAGGGACAACAGUACUUGGGGCAUUUGAUCCUAUCCCUGAAAUUGCAGACCUGUGCUCGAAGUACAAGCUCUGGCUGCAUGUAGAUGCUGCCUGGGGAGGAGGUGCCCUUGUUUCAAAGAAGCAUAGGCAUCUCCUUGAAGGAAUUGAAAGGGCUGACUCAGUCACAUGGAACCCACACAAGCUGCUGACAGCCCCCCAGCAGUGCUCCACUUUCUUGCUUCGUCAUGUUGGUGUACUAUCUGCCUGCCACUCAGCUAGUGCACAGUAUCUCUUUCAGAAGGAUAAAUUUUAUGACACUAAGUAUGACACUGGGGACAAGCAUAUCCAGUGUGGCAGACGUGCUGAUGUUCUCAAGUUCUGGUUCAUGUGGAAGGCCAAGGGCACAAUUGGCCUAGAGAAACAUAUUGACACAGUAUUUGACAAUGCUACCUACUUUUUGAAACAAAUCAGAAUGCGAGAAGGAUUCCGCUUGGUACUGCAGGAGCCUGAAUGCACCAAUGUGUGCUUCUGGUACAUCCCUCCCAGUCUGCGAGGCCACGAGAACCAACCAGACUUCAAUGAAAGAUUACACAAGGUGGCACCCAAAAUCAAGGAACGAAUGAUCAAGGAAGGUUCAAUGAUGCUGACUUACCAACCGCUGCGAGACCAGCCAAACUUCUUUCGACUUGUCUUGCAGAAUUCUGGCACAGACAGGGCAGACAUGGACUAUAUUGUUCGGGAGUUUGAAAGGCUCAGUAGUGACCUGUAACAUUCAUAACCAAAUUACUUGCAUUUAAUUUAAAAAUACUGUUACAUAUCAUGGCAGUAAUUCAGACAUAAUGAAUCUAGGUCCACUUACUACUGAAUUACUGUCAAAGAAAAGAAGUUAUCAGUCAUAAUUUAUGGUGUUGGAUGGCACAUGUCUGAUAUUAAGAUAAUAUCAGUUUGGUAUUCAAACAAUGGAUUUACAACAGAUAUAAUUUUAUGUAUGAAGCCUUAAAUUGUAGCAAGUGCAUCAAUUGUAGUCAAAUACUACCACAGAAAAUUUAAAUAAAUACUGUGAGCAUAGUGGUGGCCUAAUGGCAGUGAAUAAACAUAAUUUACAUGUACACUGUAAGAUGCUUUAAAGAAUGUGUACCACAAGAUAUGCUGGAAGAUAGCAGAAAUUGGUGUCUGAAAAUACUGUUAUCAAGGCUUUAAAAAUUAUGCCAAGCCAUAGUUGCUAAAAUAAAGCUUCUUUUGCCACACCAAAGCAUUUAAAAUUUACCCUAUUAGAGAUUGUGCAUAAUACUUUAAACAAGGGGUUCUCAAUCUUCUCCAAACCUGGGGUCACAGAUGUGCUUCUUAUUAAGUUGUGGGCCAAAAGGUUAUAAAUAAAGAUAGUUAAUUAAGAAGCCUGUUUAUUUAAAGUGUUACUAAAUUGGGCCUACUAUUGCGUACAGUUUCACAUAUUAAGUCUGUUCAGUAAUUUACUUAACAUGCCCUCUAAUGUUGUUAGACCAGAUGUGUCUGAUUAAGCAAAUACACUGAUACACCCAUCUGGCAUGAUGCCCUCAAUAAGUUUAGUGUAAUAUUAAGCUGUAAAUGGCUCAAAUUAUAGAAGGAAGCUAUGCUGUCACUGGUUCUACAAAACAUUAAAAGUAACACUUUAAUGUUCUGCUAACCUAAACCAGGUAGGAGCACUGUGUGGUAUGGGGGCUGUAUUCUGCACUUAUUACAAACACUACUGUUUAGCAAGAUCUUGUGUUUGAUUUUAUUUAAUGUGAUUUAUAGGAAAUUAAAACAGAAUUGAAAUUGUUUUAA
Messenger RNA from Zootermopsis nevadensis, 3267 nucleotides. The record is from RefSeq and is a predicted model, not a curated record. NCBI's taxonomy places the organism in Eukaryota, Metazoa, Arthropoda, Insecta, Blattodea, Termopsidae.